GUUUUCGCGUUUUUCUACGCAUUUCGUUAAUGCACCCAGUAUAAACAACAAUUAUAAAAAAUACGUGAUUUUUUCUUAUAUUAAACUUAAUAUUUUAAAAUAAUACUUGUUUUAAUCAAAAAAAAUUGUACCAAAAUCGAAAUAUAAAAUGGAAUUAGACUGGCAACAUGAAUUCUAUGAAAUAAAAGAUCGUGGUUUGCAUUUGUUGCAGACUGAAAAAUGGGCCGAUUGUCGUUUCCUGGUUGGUGGUGCACCACCAAAUCAAAAAAUCAUUGCUGGCCAUAAACUUAUCUUGACCAUGGCCUCUCCGGUCUUUGAGCGUAUGUUUUAUGGUCAGUUGGCUGAUAAAGAUGAUCCUAUUGUUAUACCCGAUGUGCAGCCUGAUGCUUUUCAGGCCAUGUUGGAGUAUAUUUACUCUGAUCGUAUUAAUAUCAGUUCAUUCGACAAGGCCUGUGAGUUGUGUUAUGUAGCUAAGAAAUACAUGUUGCCGCAUGUAGUGGAACAAUGUACGCGUUUUUUGUGGUCGGAUUUGAGUCCGAAAAAUGCCUGCCGGGCUUAUGAGUUUGCAAAACUUUUCGAUGAGCCCCGUUUGAUGCAAAGUAGCAUGGAGUUAAUAGCUGGUCAUACCCGAGAAGUUUUGGCUGAUCCCAGUUUCAUGGAUAUUGAAAUGUCUACUCUAAUGGCCAUUUUAGAUCAGGACAAAUUAAAUAUAGAUUCUGAAUUGGAUUUAUUUAAUGCUUUGCUACGUUUCGCCAGCGAAAGGGGCAUGUUUAGAGAUGAAUCCUUGCAAAACAAUGCCCAAAAUGCUGAGCAAAAUACUGCAAAUAAUGGUGGUAGUGGUGGUGGUAUGUUGCAAGUUGAAGAAAUAAAAAUGGAACCCGAUGUUAAUGCUAUGAUGCAGGGUCAUGAUGAUGAUUAUAAUGAAGAUAAUUACCAUCAUAAUGUACCCUCUCCCGAUGUUGUUGUAGUGGAUAGUGAUACAUCUGCAACAGAUGCUUCGGAAAAUGAAAGUGGUGGCAGAGCAAUAUCAGCACCCGCCUCAUCCAUUUCAUAUGAACAACCGUCCACUUCUGCUGCAGCAGCCUCAAAUGCAAAUGCUUCUAAUCUUAAUUAUUUUAUGGAUACUCAACAUUCAAUUAUAGACGAAGAUAUGUUGAAAAGAGCCGUGAAGAAAAUUCGCUUUCUCACCAUGACACCACAACAGUUUGCUGAGGGACCUGCGCGCUCUAAAUUGCUGCAGCAACAUGAAGCUUUGGCUAUUCUCAUCAAAAUUUCCAGUCCUUCUAUUAAUGACUGUCCCAUGCCAGAGGGUUUCUGUAGUUCACGUUGCAGUCGCAACUACUAUGAACAACGCAGUAGUCAGCGUGAUUUAUCUGGUUUUCUACAUAUUCAUACGCCUAAUAAUAGCUUCAUACAGGGCAGUGGUAACAUAUGUAAUUAUGCUCCCAUGGAUGCAUCUGUCGAUCAUGUUCAACCACAAAUCUUAAGCUCAAAUCGAACAUGCAAUUUACCAGCAAAUAAUAGCAAUGCCCAUAAAUCUCGUGAUAAUACAGGUGUGUCUUUGGCAACUGGUGGUGGAGAUUCAGAUGUGGCUACGAACGACACUCGUCGUUCGUAUUGUGUACGCACUGUUAAUCCACAAUUUGAUUAUCGUAAUACUAGUGUUACCGAUUGUGGUUUAACAUUUCAGGUUGAUACGAAUAUUUGGAUAACAGGUGUCCAAGUACCCACCCAAGUACUUUGUGGUGAACUCAUGAACUCAGCUGGUUUUUCUGAACGUUAUACCGAAAUUCUAUAUGCUCACAUACAGGACAUUCAAGGAUCACGUCUUAGUUACACUCAUUGUACAUCACGCGUUCGCUAUGAUUCUCUGCUGGAAAUCUCAUUCGAUCGUCCUGUCUAUAUCUAUCGUAAUCAAAUCUACAAAGUGUUUGUUGUCUUUAAUAAAAUCGGUUGGUAUCCCAUGUAUACAUCUGUGCCGGAUGUCAUCUGUAAUCGUGUUAAGUUUCGUUUUAAUGUUGGCGAUCCUGGUGAGUCGGUACGUGAUGGUCUAAUACGUGCCAUUGUCUUUUCAACGCCACAAGACAAUAGUAGACAUAUUUUGGAGUAAAAAGUAUUAUAUAACGAACGAAAAAAUAUGAUAUUCAAGUUUUUAGUAUAGAAAAGGAGAAGACUUUGUGGCAAUAUAUGCACAAUUUGUUAAAAAAAAAAUAAAUUCAUGCUUAUGAUGAAAGAAAUGCA
Lucilia sericata (common green bottle fly) is the source of this 2241-nucleotide messenger RNA. RefSeq lists its product as uncharacterized. Gene Ontology annotation, molecular function: protein binding. Bases 149 to 2110 code for a protein of 653 amino acids. The transcript has 3 exons. NCBI's taxonomy places the organism in Eukaryota, Metazoa, Arthropoda, Insecta, Diptera, Calliphoridae. Gene Ontology annotation, cellular component: cytosol; P-body. Gene Ontology annotation, biological process: neurogenesis. The record is from RefSeq and is a predicted model, not a curated record.